AUGGCUCCAGCCAGCCUGCAGCCAAGCAGGCGAAGCUUUCGUCUGGUUCACGGGACGGGCCUCGUGUUGAUUCUCGCCAUUUUCUACAAACUAUUUAUCCAUGAUAUUGUUUUCGAAAAACCAACCCCCAUCCCAACCGACCGGAAUGUCGGUGGCUUCUCCUGGAGAUGUACACGCCUCGAACAUCCUCUCAUGGAGGGAUGCGAGCACCUGUGGUUGGAUCAUAAGAAUCGAAAGCUCUACGGGACGUGCUCCAACUUUUCAACGCACACGGAUACUUCCGUCGAAUCCGAUUAUCCAACCAUGGCACGCAGAGAUCAUGUCAGUGUGAUGGAGAUUGACUCGCCGCCAGGGCAAGAUAAUGCCUACAACCUGCACCGAUUAGAGGUCGCAGAUGGCUUCAAAGGAGAACUGGACCUUCACGGGCUAGACGCACGCCGCAUCGGAGAUCAGCUUCGUUUCUGGCUGAUCAACCACAGGCCAUUCGUCAAUGCAGACACAGGAGAAAUCAUAGAAGAGAAAAAGAACUAUACCGUGGAAGUGUUUGACUUGGACGAGGACGCUGGUGCUCUUGUACCCGUCAAAACAAUAUCAAGCGAGCUCUUGGACUCACCAAACAAUCUAGCCGUGGACACCACAGGAGACGGGAUCCUCGUGAUUAACGAUCACGUCACAAAAGUCGGACCCUUCCGAGGCGGGAAAGAGGUAGUGGGCGAUGCGAAUCUCGCGGAAUGCCAAACAGAUUCGGGUGAAUGUCGUCUGAUUACUACCAAGGGCUUUGGGUAUGCCAAUGGCAUCGUAAUCGAUAGCCAGGAACACAUAUACGUGCCUGGCGUCUCCGGGGUAGUGCUUGUCUAUGAGAUGGAGUACGGAGAACUCAAACUCUUGAAUUCAUUCAGAACGUCGUUGGGAAUCGAUCGGAUCUCCGUCAAUGCAGAAGAUAGCAUCGUCAUUACUGCGUUUCCAGAUUCGUUGGAGCUGAUAAAAGCGUCGACAAACCCGCUGGAUCCAGUGCCUGGAGCAACUUUGCUUUUAGCCAAAAGGGAAACUAUUAAUCCAGAGCAGUCAGAGGAGCAGGGGUAUCAAGCCUACUUUUUGAUCACAGAUGAAGAUGGCGAGCUCAUGCCCUCCACUACUAUCGCUGUGCAUGAUGUCAAGACGGAUCGCCUGUUUCUGACAGGAAUAUUUUCGCGUGGCAUCAAUAUCUGUACACAACGAGCAAUGAAAUGA
Molecule: messenger RNA, 1230 nt
Organism: Penicillium waksmanii
Lineage: Eukaryota; Fungi; Ascomycota; Eurotiomycetes; Eurotiales; Aspergillaceae
Exons: 1
Coding region: 1-1230 (409 amino acids)
Source: RefSeq, a predicted model, not a curated record